GUCUCGCCAAUUCGCGCACCUCCACUACUCCGCCCUCCCUACCCUCCCCCCCGCCCCCCAGAUCUCGCGGCGAUGGCGUCCGCCGCCGCUCGCCUCCUCCUCGCCGUCGUCGUAGCCGCGGCCUUCCUCCGUCCAGCGGCGGCGGAGAUCAAGCAGGAGUCCUUCAAGGACGACUCCCGCGAUGUCAUCCUCUUCGAGAAGUUCGGCUUCUCCCCUCGUGGAUCUGUGUCCAUCUCCUUGACCGGCGCCAGUGCCUCCUCCAAGCUCGCCAAGCCGGACCCGACGCAGCUCGGGUUCUUCAUCCUCUCCGACCAAUCGCUCUUCGAGGCCAUCUACCAGCAGCCGCCGCCCACGGAACAGAACCCCAACCCCGACCCCAACACGGGAUGCGUCCUCUCCAGCCCCUACGUCAUACCGCUCUUCAACUUCGCCGACCUCGACGCCAGCGGCAACUACAAGCACACCUUCCCCAUCUCCCACCCCGACGAAUAUACCCUCUUCUUCGCCAACUGCGCGCCGCAGACGAGCGUCACCAUGGGGGUACGCACCGACAUGUACAACACCAACCUGGACGGCACCAAGGACUACCUGUCCGUCGGCCAGGCCCCCGUCCCGACGAUCUACGCCUUCUUCGCCUUCGGCUAUGUCGUGUUCCUGGCCGUGUGGCUGUACGUAACCCUCUACCACAACCGCCUCUCGGCGCAUCGUAUCCACCACCUCAUGUCCUGCCUGCUCCUCGCCCGUAUGCUGUACUGCAUCUCGGCGGCCGAGGAUCAGCACUACAUCCGCAUCGCGGGAACAUCGCAUGGGUGGGAUGUGAUGUUCUAUCUGUUCCAGCUUGUGAAGGGUGUGAUCUUGUUCGCUGUGAUUGCGCUGAUUGGGACCGGGUGGUCAUUCCUGAAGCCGUUCCUGCAGGACAAGGAGAAGAAGGUGCUCAUGAUCGUGAUCCCGUUGCAGGUUGCAGCUAACAUUGCUGCAGCUGUCGUCGGUGAGACUGGGCCUUUCUUGCAAGAAUGGGUAACGUGGAACCAGAUCUUCUUGUUUGUUGAUGUAGCCUGCUGCUGCGCGGUGCUCUUCCCGGUCGUGUGGUCGAUGCGUUCGCUCCGGGAGUCAUCCAAGACAGAUGGCAAGGCUGCCAGAACCCUUGCCAAACUCACGCUUUUCCGCCAGUUCUACGUAGUCGUGAUUGGUUACUUGUACUUCACAAGGAUCAUAGUAUAUGCUCUCAAGACAAUCACAAACUACAAGUUCAGAUGGGUGAGUGUUGCGGCAGAGGAGGUGGCCACCAUGGCAUUUUACAUUUUCAUGUUCUACAUGUUCAAGCCGGCAGAGAGGAACCAGUACUUUGCUCUAGAUGAUGAGGAGGAGGAAGCUGCAGAGCUGGCUCUCCGCGAGGAGGAGUUUGAGCUCUAGAGCUCUUGAUGAUGAUGACGUGGAAUGCAACACUAUGUGUUCCAUUUCUUCUCCUUGUGAUGUUGAUCAAUGAUCAUACUAUACAGAUGCAGUAUUUAGCUUAUAUUUGUCUAUGUAACGUGGUAAAUGUUCACUUCCUUCUACUCAUUUCUUUUAACUUUGAAUGUUGCUGAUGAGACCAGGGAUAAUUGGAUUGCUUUUGUUGCAAACUAGGGGGAAUUCAAUCAGUGUUGUCAUUUUUUCAAGUGUCA
Molecule: messenger RNA, 1664 nt
Organism: Brachypodium distachyon (stiff brome)
Lineage: Eukaryota; Viridiplantae; Streptophyta; Magnoliopsida; Poales; Poaceae
Product: protein GPR107
Exons: 1
Coding region: 73-1413 (446 amino acids)
Biological process (GO): transport
Cellular component (GO): membrane; Golgi apparatus
Source: RefSeq, a predicted model, not a curated record